Messenger RNA from Ogataea philodendri, 1515 nucleotides. RefSeq lists its product as uncharacterized. Lineage: Eukaryota; Fungi; Ascomycota; Pichiomycetes; Pichiales; Pichiaceae. Gene Ontology annotation, cellular component: membrane. The record is from RefSeq and is a predicted model, not a curated record. The transcript has a single exon. The coding region runs from base 1 to 1515 and encodes 504 amino acids.
AUGAGCCAGUCGUCACAAUCACAAGAGUCGGCAGAAUUGCACGCAGCCAAGUACGACCCCGAGAGCCAGAGCUCGCAGCAUGGGGGUCAGGAUGAUAACUCUCUGAUGAGAGUAGUGACUGAAUACACAGAGUACGCUGUUAGUCACGCAGACUCGCACAACAUUGAGGAGAACAAUAGAGAGGUCGAGGAGCAGGAAAACCAGGAAAAACAGCAGGAUAUCGAGCAAAUGGAUAAACUGGGGCCCAUCAAGACUGGGUUCUGGUCUAAAAGAAAGACCCAGGAAAGAAAAUCGUUCCUAGUGCAGUACGCGAUCAUCAUCGUUAUUCUAUGGGCGUUUAUUUUAAGCGCCUUUUCCAUCUACUGGGGGUCCAUGUAUGGUCGUCAGAACCGGUUUGUCAACUUGAAGGUCUUGGUUGCUAUUGAGCAAGGUGCCGAUGUUAAUAAUUCCGACUAUCCGUUGUCGCAGGCCAUUCUCGAAACCAUCCAGUUGCCGGAACUGGAAACCCUUCUUGGAUGGGAGCCACACAACUUCACUAGCGACGACGAAAUCGUCGACAAGGUGUACAAACAGAAAUACUGGGCUGCUAUCUACGUUUCCAGUAACGACGUUUCUCGUCAACUGGUCGAGGCCAUUGAAAACGGGUCCGACCUCAACACCUCGUCUUUGGUCAGAUGCUAUUACGAAACAGGAAGAGACUUGAACGGACAAAACCAGUUUGUCAAGCCAAGUCUGGCCGACUUCGGUGUUGCUUUCAGUCAAAUCGUCCAACAGAAAGUGUAUCCAAAACUGCUAUCUAACCUUACACCAGACCAGUUUGCUAAGCUGCAAAACACAUCUAUUCUUACAAAUACCCCAACCGUCGAGUACAUUGACGGAAAGAAGGUCACCAACACCGUGGUCUUGGCACCUCUUCAAGUGGGUCUUAUCUACAUUAUCAUCAUCACCUUUUUCCAGGUCACAUGGUUCCAGAAACUGAACCAAAAUGUUGCCUCGCAUCUGAAACCAAAAAGCUAUAUUGGGUACAGAAUGGUGCAGUCCCAGGUCACCUUCUUGCUCGUUUCUCUUGGUUACAGUUGUUUGAACGCAGCUUUCCAAAUCCCAAUGAACAAAAGUUGGAAAGGAGGUUUCGGUGUCUUGUGGAUGUUCUCGUAUCUGGCUAUGGCCGCCGUGGGAGGAGCAAAUGAAAACCUUUCGCUGAUUUGUUUCGCAGUGUUCCCUCCAAUGAUGGGAUUCUGGCUUCUGUUUUUUGUUGUUUCAAACAUCUCUGCCACCUUCGCUCCAAUCGAGGUUUGUCCCGAGUUUUACAGAUUCACCUAUGCGUUCCCAAUCAAGAAUGCUUAUGAGUUGAUGAAGAUGCAGCUGUUCGAUACCUACCGUGGCCAACUCGGCCGAAACAUCGGUGUUCUUAUCGCAUGGAUCGUGCUCAACAACAUCCUGUUCCCAUUCUGUCUUUAUUUCUUCAGUUGGAGCAUGAAACGCAACAUGAUGAAAGCCAAGGCUGGAAAAAACUAA